AUGUUCAUUACUACUUAGCCAUUCAUAUUAGAUGUCGAUUAUAAGGAUCCAAAUUAAGUAGAAAUUUUAAGGUAAUAGCUGGCUUAUUAAUAUGAAAAUUACUGCUAUGGAUCAAAAAAAAUAUCUUAGAAUACUAAGAAAUUAACUAAGCAAACUUAAAAUUCCAAUAUGAAUGCAAAGCAGGAAUUUAAUUUGGAUUAGAGUAGUUAAAAAAGAAUAAUAGGGAAAGAAAUAUAAAACUCAAUGUAAAAUGAUUAAAUUAAUGAAGCAAUUAACCACCACCAAACGUUAUAAUCUAAAAAUAAAAAUGGUGAAGUAAAUCAUUACUAAAUAGAAAUUUAAAAAAAUUCAUCAGCUAAAAAAAAGAGAAGUCCUUCUCCUACACUUAAUCAAAGUUAGACUAUUCCUAUAAACAUAUCAUAGAAAUAGUAUUAAAAUUCUGUUUAUUUAUCUCCUCUUUUACAAAAUUGUAUCGAAGAUGAAAUUGUUUCUUAAGAGCAAUAAAGAUAUUCUUCUGUUCCUUCAAAAAAAUAUUUUGAAGUGUGUGACUACAGUAAGGAUAAGCUUUAAAAAAUUUAUGGCAUUACUGGAAAUUUUGAAAUGAGUAAACUUUAUGAGAGAAAAGAGUCUCCCAAAAGGAAUUUAAGCCAAAUAAGUUACUAAGUUAGUACAGCUGAAAAAAAUUAAAAUUAAUUAAGCUAACUAUAUGAUGUUGAAAUAAAGUAAACUGAUAAAAAAAAUGCAGAGAAAAAUGCAUCAUUUUUAAUAGCUUCUAAUGUAACAUCAAUAAACUAAGUCUCCCAUGAAAAGCUAAAUUCCUAACACUAAUCGCUAACUGCUCCACCAAAAACAUAAAAUAAUUCAUAGAGAAAUAGUAUUUCUAUUCAGCUAGAAAAACCGAAGCUCAAUUCACAAAAGAACUCUCAAGAAGAUUUAUAAGAAGUAAAAAAAAAAAUUGAUUAUACUGAGCAGUAUGAUACAGGAAAGGGAAGAAAUAGUGUACAAGUUAUGAAACCUAAUAAUAUAUCUUCCUAUAGUUCUAAUACUUAUUGGUCUGUUUCUCAGAAAAGAAAUAGCACUGGCUUCAUCAGCUAAGUGUAGACAAUAAAAAAUUCAAACGAAGAUAAUUUUUAAUUUACAACUGACUAAAGACAUACCCACCAGUAAAUAAAAAAUUCUGGUAUUUAUUUAAGAAAUAAACCUGAGUAUUUAAGCGACCCAAGGUAUAAGUUAAUAGAGAAUCUUAAUAAAGUUAGCUAAACUGUUAACAUUUAAAAUAUUAACAACCAUUCUGUUAGAUAAGAUAAGAAAAAAAAAUCAGAUAUGUCCAGAGUUAUUCCCUAUUUUCAUAAUUUCAUAGACAGUUACAAGGAAUCUUUUUAUCAUCCUUAGACGAGUUUUGAAAAUAAAUAUAAAAUUUACAAUCCAAGGAAGUCUUAAGAGUUAUAAAAGCUUCCCCAUAAUGAUUAUUCUAAAUAAUCCUUCACUACUCCAAGAAAUGCAAAUAAAAUAAAUUUAAAUCAAAAAGAUGAAAUAAAUCCACUUGUAACUCCUUUUUGUGAAACAAGUUAUGUAGAUGAAGACUUAUGCAAAAUAAAAUAUGCCAAAAAAUUAAACUAAAUAAGUUAGGAAACAUAAGAGAAUCAUGAUGAUGACGAUGAUUAGUAAAUUUAUCAAGGUAGCAAGAACAGAUAUAAUUGUCUAUAUUUAAAUAGAAAUUUGAGAGUAAGAAUAUCUAGGAAUUAAUCACCAAAUAGAAAGAAAAAUAAUUUAGUCAAUUAGUCUGUAGACAGUAGCUUAAACUCUAAAAAAAACUCUAUUCAAUUUGAGGACCCCAGAAAAGAAUAUAGAAAUAAAUAGAAAAGAUUAGAAUAAAUGUUAAAUGUAGCAUCAAAUAAUUAGCAGAUUUAAUAAUAGUAAGAAAAUAAUUCUUCAGAUAGAUAUACUCCUUCUCAAGACUCUGUUUAUCUCAAAAAAUCAAGAAAUUACAGUACACCUUACAGAAAUAGCUACUUACCUUAAAAUUACUAACAAAACUAGACAAACGAUUAUACUCUGAAUGCAUUUGUAUUUAAAAAUUCAUCUAAUACUUCAUAAAAAUGA
Molecule: messenger RNA, 2103 nt
Organism: Tetrahymena thermophila SB210
Lineage: Eukaryota; Ciliophora; Oligohymenophorea; Hymenostomatida; Tetrahymenidae
Exons: 5
Source: RefSeq, a predicted model, not a curated record